Molecule: messenger RNA, 558 nt
Organism: Micromonas commoda
Lineage: Eukaryota; Viridiplantae; Chlorophyta; Mamiellophyceae; Mamiellales; Mamiellaceae
Source: the annotation of a RefSeq genome assembly
AUGAAUACAAACCAUUCUUUGAUUCCACAACUUUUAGCAAGAGAUUUACUUGUAAAAAUAUCUUGUGGGUCCAGUUUUAACUUACCUUCCAUCGAAAAAGUUGGAAUACAUUAUACAAGUAAAAAUGUUUCUGCAGAUCCAAAACAAAGUAUCUUAGCUUUUACCGCUUUGCAGUGUAUUUCUGGACAAACACCUACCGUAGUUCGAGCAAAAAAAGCUGUUGCUACUUUUAAAUUAAAAAAAAAGCAAAUUGUUGGAUGGAAGGUUACACUAAGAAAUAAGUUUAUGUAUAAUUUUCUUAUGCAGUGUAUGAAUAUAGUUUUACCACAAAUAAAACAAUUUAAACGAAUACAAGUGAGUAAAUCUCAACCAAAUGUUCAUUUUGGAAUUGAUCAAGUACUCUUUUUCCCUGCUUUAAAAAAUCAUGUAAAUGUUUUUGAAACAUUAAAUGGCUUUUCAAUUCAUUUACAUACAAAUGCAAAAACAGUUGAAAAUACUUUAUUAAUUUGUAGCGGGAUAAAAUUACCUGUUAAAAUCCAAAACAAAGAGGUAAAUUAA